AUGGAGCGUCAAAUUCGAAAAUUCAUUCAAAAGCACUUCAUCCACAUACUUGUUUACCAAGUAAUCAUGUUCACCAUCCUUUUCGUCCUAAUACGAUUUGGAGCAGUUGAAGCGCCGGCUCUCACCAAGCGCUGGGGAGGCUUUGAUUCUCGCCCAACGUCGAAUCGAUGCUAUGCUCAGGAACGUACGGCCACCCUCCUAUCAUAUAUUUUGGGUCCGCUGGCUGUGGACCAAUUUUACGCUCACCACUGGGUCCUGGCUGUUUUUAAACUACUCACCUUUGGUGGUCUGGGAUUGUGGUGGUUUAUAGACAUUAUUUUAUGGAUUGUUGGUGGUGUCUACGGAACACCUGGUUGCCCAGGGGGUUACCAUGGUGUGUAG
Molecule: messenger RNA, 381 nt
Organism: Venustampulla echinocandica
Lineage: Eukaryota; Fungi; Ascomycota; Leotiomycetes; Helotiales; Pleuroascaceae
Exons: 2
Coding region: 1-381 (126 amino acids)
Source: RefSeq, a predicted model, not a curated record